AAAAAUCUUGGGCAUGUGAAGCUCACCUCUGAUAUGCUGAACGUAGUAUUCUUUCAGGUUGCCUCUGAGCUGUUGCUAUGUUUUUGUUUUCAGCCCAAAUGGAGGGGGAGAACAGACUUCCAUAUCCGAUUUGCAAAUUGGAUUAUAUUGUGAGUUAUUGUCGCAAGCACAUUUUAAAUGGAUCAGAAGCCAACAACUUCUCGAAAGCUGACCUAUCAAAACCAGAAACUGUACAGAGACUGUAUAUGAGAUGUCUACAGAUCGUUUUUGAUGCACGUCCAGAUUGCUUUUACAUGAUGCCUGGAGAUGAAAAUAUCCCAUACCCUCAACUUUCUGAAGGUUUUAUCCCACUUCUGAACCUUUAUGUUUGCAUGCAUAAUUUAAAAUCACUAUGUGCAAUUCCAUAUUUCGAGAUGAGUGACCUCUUGAAUCCUAAAUCAAAAUGCACCAUUGUCAUCAUGAGUGGCAUAAUCAACUUUCUUCAGUUCAGAAAAAGAACCCUGGAAACUUACCUGAACCAACAAAAAAGUUUUAAAUUGAAUCUGGAGCUGAUGCAACAAAUGGUUUCAUCGAAUGAAGAAAUGAAAUACAAAAUUGAAAGACUUAAUACCAUACCUCCUGACCAAAAGGCAAAGAUUGAUGUGCUGUCGGUAGAAAUAACUGAAUUGCAACAAGUCAUAAACCGUGAAUAUCGCCUCAAGCAAAAUUCCAUUCAAGAUGCAACUACGCAGCUGAAGACUGAAAUUGCAGAGCAAAAUAAAAUGUUGGGUCAACUAAAAUUGGAUAUAGCCAAUGCAAAAGAACUCCAAGCAAAGCUCAGACCUUUGAUUGUGGAAUGCCCAGAACAACUGAACAGUGAAAUACAGUCAAUGAGAGACACAGUAGAAAAGAAAAAGGAAGCCAUGGUAAACUUUCUUUCUACUCUUUGUGUCUCCCCUACCAUCAAUCCUAUGGAUGUUUUGUCGAAUCUGUACUCCAAGCUGCUGGCUGAUCUGGAACAAUAUCAUGAACGGUUGGCUGUCGUGACACAGAAGGCUACAUUUGAAGGACAUAAGCAAAUGGCAGAACUUGAGAAAGCCAUGAGUGAAAGAAUUUGA
Messenger RNA from Chiloscyllium plagiosum (whitespotted bambooshark), 1097 nucleotides. The record is from RefSeq and is a predicted model, not a curated record. Lineage: Eukaryota; Metazoa; Chordata; Chondrichthyes; Orectolobiformes; Hemiscylliidae.